UCCACGCUUUUUGUCUCCAACCUCCCAUACACCGUCACCUCCACCGACCUUCAGACGCUCUUCUCCGACCUCGCUCCCGUGCGUUCCGCGUUCGUCGUCCUUGAACCGGGCACGCGCACAUCCAAGGGCGUCGGCUACGUCUCCUUUGCAAUCAAGGAGGAUGCCGCGACCGCGCUCGACCAGGUCGCGAAAGACGGGCUCGUGCUUGACGGCCGCAGCCUGAGAGUGGGGUGGGCGGCGACAGCCGAGCGCGACGCGAACCCCAAACCGACGCCCGCGCCCAAACCCAAAUCCGAGCCCGCCGACGCGCACCACCCAAAAAUGCCGCACGUCCACGUCUCCCGCGACCCGCUCGCGAUCCGCACCAUCAUCGUCUCCGGCCUCCCGACGCCGCUCGACUCCAACGCGCUCUGGAAGAAGAUGCGCAAGUACGCCGGCGCCGAGCACCUCGAGUGGCCGCUCAAGCUCGGUAACGACGGCGAAGGUGAAGAUCCGAGUACAGCCCACGUCCUCUUCUCCAAGCCCGCCCAAGCCGAAGAAGCGGUGACCAAGCUCCACGCACACGUCUUCAAGGGUGCCCUCCUCUCCGUCACGCUCAAAAAGCGCCUCGAUGCCGUCGCCAAGCCGCCCCGCCGUCCCGCCGCCCUACCCACUUCCACCUCCACAGCCACCCCGACCGCCGCCUCCCUACUCGCGGCCUCAGUAGCUGGGAGACCUGCAGGGCCCGCACCGAGCCGCGCGAGCCGGCUCAUUGUGCGCAACCUGCCGUUCGACGUCACCGAGCAGGACCUGCGUGCUGUGUUCCUACCGUACGGGCCGAUCUACGCGGUACACAUCCCGACGACACUUGAGGGAGAGGAGCAGGAGAAGGGGGCGACGGAGAAGGCGCGCACUCGGGGAAAGGGGUUCGCGUUUGUGUGGAUGUGGAGCAAGAAGGAAGCGGAGAAAGCGAUGGAGGGGUGCAAUGGCACGAAGGUGCGCGCGGGGUUCGCGGCGGGGCUCGUGAAAGACAAGCAGAAGCGGAAGAAGGAGCGGCGGGAGGAUGCGAAGCGGCUCAAGGCCGCAGCCGGCGCGAAGGAUGAUGCCGAGGAGGAGGACGAGGAGGACGGGGAAGGAGAAGGGGAAGCGGAGGCUGGGAAGCGGGGAGAGGGGUAUGGCGAGGAGCGCGUUAUCGCUGUGGAUUGGGCGCUGAGCAAGGAGAAGUGGGAGGAGGAGAAAAAGAAGAUUGCGGAUGAUGCCGAGGACGAGGAUGAGGAGAGCGACGAGGACGAAGAGGACUCGGACGAAGAGGACAGCGCGCUGGGCCUGCAUGACCACGAUAGCGAGGACGAGAGCAGGGGUUCAUCCGCAGACGAGGAUGAUGAAGAAGAUGAGGACGACCGGAGCGACGCGGGCGAGCGCGUCAAGCCCGAGCUGCCCCCACCCGAGGCCGGAACGACGCUGUUCGUGCGAAACGUCCCGUUCUCCGCGACCGACGAGGAGCUGCGCGCACUGUUCCGCACCUUUGGCCCGCUACGCUACGCGCGCAUCACGCUCGACCACGACACGGGACGCUCGCGCGGGACCGGCUUCGCGUGUUUCUGGAACAAGGUCGACGCGGACAAGGCGGUCGCGCAGAGCGAGAUCCUGCGCUCAGACAUGAUGGGCCAGAGCGACGCCCCCAAGAAAAACCCGUUCAGCAUGCCAUCGCUGCUGACGCCCGACCCGUCAGCACUCUCGGCGCAGAGCCUUGUGCUGCACGGGCGCACGCUGGACGUCGUGCGCGCGGUGACGCGCGACGAGGCAGGGCGGCUGAAGGAGGUGGGCGAGAAGGCGCGGGAGAAGGCGGACAAGCGGAACAUGUACUUGUUGCGCGAGGGCGUGAUCCUCCCAAACACGCCCGCGGCGUCCACGCUGCCCGCGGUCGAGAUCGAGAAGCGCACGAACUCGUUCAACGCGCGGCGCGCGCUCCUGCGCUCCAACCCCGCGCUCUACGUCUCCAAGACGCGCCUUAGCGUGCGCCAGCUCCCGCCGUUCGUGACCGAGCGCGGGCUGCGGCGCCUCGCGACGCAUGCGGUGCGCGCGUUCGAUCGCGAGGUGAAGGCGGGGACGCGGGCGGGGCUGACGCGGGACGAGCUCCAGGAGGGAGUCGAAGCAGCGCCUGAGGGCGGCGCGGACGCGGAGAAGGGCAAGGACGCGUGGACGGGCAAGGGCAAGGAGAAGGAGAAGGGGCGCAAGGAGGGGCGCAAGGGGUGGAGCAAGGCCGGCAGGAACGCACCGCUCGUGCGGCAGGCGAAGAUCGUGCGGCAGGCGGACCGAGUCGACACGGCGACGGGGCUCGGGCGCAGCCGCGGAUACGGAUUCGUCGAGCUGCGCACGCACGCGGACGCACUCCGCGUGCUGCGCUGGGCGAAUAACUCGCGCGAGACGGAGGGUCUGUUCGCGCAGUGGUGGGCGGCGGAGGCGGGCGAGCGCGCGACAGCGGAGGAAGCCAAGGGUGAGGACGGGAAGAAGCGGGCGGAGAAGCUGAAGAAGGAGGCGCAGGCGUUUGCAGCGCGGGGCACAGGCAAGGAGGAGGCGGCUGGGGACGAAGUGGAGGCGGCGGAGGGAGUGGCGGAGAAACGUGGAAAGGGGAAGGGGACCCUCAUCGUCGAGUUUUCGAUCGAGAACGUGCAGGUCGUGCAGAGGCGCGCA
Molecule: messenger RNA, 2673 nt
Organism: Heterobasidion irregulare TC 32-1
Lineage: Eukaryota; Fungi; Basidiomycota; Agaricomycetes; Russulales; Bondarzewiaceae
Exons: 7
Molecular function (GO): RNA binding
Source: RefSeq, a predicted model, not a curated record